AGACACCCCUAAAUGAUUAUAUAUCCAUUCAUGGGCUGCUGCAGAAGAAGAAGAAGAGAUGAGCCAGCAGAGCAAACUCUGUCAGGACCUUCAACCGACCCCCUCCUCCUUUGCCCCUUUAAAGAAAUUCCAUGUAAUGUAUCCAUUAUAGAAUACUAGCUGGAGAAGCCAAGAGAGACCAGACAGAGACAAAUUGCGUCAAGAAAUAGUUCCUGUGAUACCUUGCUACACCAGAUACCUAGCCCUCGCACACACAGGCACACAGCCUCUCUCUCCCUCUCUUUCUCUCUCUCUCUCUCUCCCCCCUGUCUCUCUCUCUCUCUCUUUCUCAUUAACAGCAGAGCUAUGGAAAAGCCAGGUCGCAGAGCGAGCCCUCCAGCCAGCGAAGGAACAGAGUCGCCUCUCAGCGAAUGGCACGUAAGACCCAACUGCUGCUAAUAGCUGCAUUAUUUCAAGAGUUUUGAUGAAAACCCAAGUCGCAUAGGCGCUAUUUAAAAAGAGAGAGAGAGAGAGAGAGGAAAAAAAUUGAAAGCGAGGGGGAAAAAAAGACCUGCGGAUUGAUCUACACUGUAUUUUGGGUAAAUACAAUCACGUGAGCGCUGGGAGCCAAUGGCAAGCGGGGAAAGGCUGAAAAAAUAAUUACCUGCCCUGAUUGUUCUAUGAGAAGAUAAAAAGUACACAUACAGUUCAUACAAUAAUCUUAUGAAUGUAAAAGAGGGGGGAACAAUGUCGGCUUCGGGUCCCAUAAGCAACUAUUAUGUAGAUUCCUUGAUUAGUCACGAAAGCGACGAACUGUUGGCAUCCAGGUUCCCGGCGACUGGCUCUCACCCUGCGGCAGCCAGACCGUCAGGACUAGUACCGGAGUGUGCCGAUUUUCCGUCCUGCAGCUUUGCCCCCAAACCGGCCGUGUUUACAACUUCGUGGGCGCCCGUGCACUCCCAGUCGUCCGUGGUCUACCACCCGUAUACCCACCAACCUCACAUUGGAGCUGACACCCGGUAUAUGCGCACUUGGCUGGAGCCUAUCUCCGGCGCGGUUUCCUUCCCAGGUUUUCCAACCAGCAGCCGGCACUACGGGCUUAAACCCGACGCCUUCCACGGCCGCAGGGAUUGCGGACCCGUGGAUGCACGUAGUUACCCGGAUUAUAUGUACGGAUCCCCGGGAGAUCUCAGGGACAGAACCCCGCAGACUAUUCCCUCCCCGGAAUCUGAGGCCAUCGCUUCCAACAAACACAAAGAAGAAAAGACCGAAUUGGACCCUAACAACCCUGUGGCAAACUGGAUCCAUGCACGCUCCACAAGGAAGAAAAGAUGUCCCUACACGAAAUAUCAAACGCUGGAAUUAGAAAAGGAGUUUUUGUUCAAUAUGUACCUAACUCGGGACCGCCGUUACGAAGUGGCCAGGGUUCUUAACCUCACGGAGCGCCAAGUCAAAAUCUGGUUUCAGAACAGGCGGAUGAAAAUGAAGAAAAUGAACAAGGAGAAAACCGACACUAAGGACCCGCAGUGAAAUGAGUCCCAGGAAGGAAGGAAGGAAAGAAGGAAGGAAGGAA
Messenger RNA from Anolis sagrei ordinatus, 1552 nucleotides. It is a transcript of the gene HOXC9, whose product is annotated as homeobox C9. The record is from RefSeq and is a predicted model, not a curated record. NCBI's taxonomy places the organism in Eukaryota, Metazoa, Chordata, Lepidosauria, Squamata, Anolidae. Gene Ontology annotation, molecular function: RNA polymerase II cis-regulatory region sequence-specific DNA binding; DNA-binding transcription factor activity, RNA polymerase II-specific. Gene Ontology annotation, cellular component: nucleus. Gene Ontology annotation, biological process: proximal/distal pattern formation; DNA-templated transcription; embryonic skeletal system morphogenesis.